UCCGCCGCCUCCGCCGCCUGUCGCAGUCAGUGUGGUGGAUUGCUUCGCCAGUUUGCUCUCUCUCCUCGAUGGUGCUUCGCGGCUCACUUCACGGGCGGUACGUACCCUGCUGAAGCUCCAGCAAUGGGUCAAGGCAGCUCUGCUUUGCAUCGAAAACCGCCGUCUGCUGCCAAUUACACAAGCGAGACCGGUCGGGAUCGCGUUGUGGAGGCCUCCCUCACCAUGGUCCGCGAGCGGGCAAUGCUAAAAGCGGAAAGUGUGCGACGUGCCGGUGGUGCCAAGGCCACGUCAUGCCUACUUGGUGUCCCCCUGGGACACAACUCCUCGUUCCUGCAAGGCCCAGCCUUCGCUCCUCCUCGUAUCCGUGAGGCCAUUUGGUGUGACAGUACCAACUCCACAACAGAAGCGGGGGUUGAACUAAAAGACCCACGCAUUCUGACCGAUGCAGGGGAUGUGCCCGUUCAGGAGCUUCGAGAUUGUAAUGUAGAUGACGUGCUGUUGAUGAAGACCAUCAGCGAUGCCGUGGCUGUCGUCAUGCAGGAGAAGCCCCUGAGACCUCUGGUGCUGGGUGGGGACCACUCCAUUUCCUAUCCCUCGAUCCGCGCUGUGACGGAAGUGCUUGGCGGACCUGUCGACAUUUUGCACUUCGAUGCUCAUCCGGAUCUAUAUGAUGCCUUCGAGGGUAAUAAAUAUUCGCAUGCCAGCUCCUUCGCGCGCAUUAUGGAAGAGAAGAGGGCUCACCGCCUGCUUCAGGUCGGUAUCCGUUCAAUCAAUAAGGAAGGUCGGGAUCAAGCAGCUAGGUUCAAUGUGGAGUUGUUCGAGAUGCGUCAUUACACGGAGCACCGGGCGUAUCUGGAGAAUCUUGAGCUGGGUAAGGACUGCAAGGGGGUUUACGUGUCUAUUGACGUGGACGUUCUCGACCCGUCCUAUGCACCCGGCGUGUCUCACCUGGAACCCGGAGGCUUGUCCUUCAGGGACGUCAUGAAUGUUCUGCAAAGCCUCAAGGGCGAGAUUGUCGGAGGGGAUGUCGUAGAGUUCAAUCCGCAAAGGGAUACCGUUGAUGGAAUGACGGCGAUGGUGGCAGCAAAGCUUGUAAGGGAGUUAACAGCAAAGAUGUCAGUCUUGUAGACAUGUAUUGUGGAGCAAGGCUUCAUCAGUCUUCAUCUUGUGCUGUGCUGUUGGCGAGAGAUUAUAAGACAUCGAAAGCUUAAAUA
Messenger RNA from Chara braunii, 1214 nucleotides. NCBI's taxonomy places the organism in Eukaryota, Viridiplantae, Streptophyta, Charophyceae, Charales, Characeae. The record is from the annotation of a GenBank genome assembly.